Messenger RNA from Plasmodium gonderi, 321 nucleotides. RefSeq names its product heat shock factor-binding protein 1. The coding region runs from base 1 to 321 and encodes 106 amino acids. Gene Ontology annotation, molecular function: transcription corepressor activity. The transcript has a single exon. The record is from RefSeq and is a predicted model, not a curated record. NCBI's taxonomy places the organism in Eukaryota, Apicomplexa, Aconoidasida, Haemosporida, Plasmodiidae.
AUGAACCGUAGUGAAAACUGCAAGGUGGAGGAGCAGGCCAAGAAUUAUAGUCAACCUUUUCACAAUGCAUCUAUGUCAUUAGAUGCAAAUAAAAGCAACGCAGCAAUAGUAUAUAAUCAGCCAACGAUCGAUAAGAAGAAUAUGCACUUGGAAUAUAAAUCAGAUGACAUUGAAAUGUAUGUUGAAAAUAUGCUUAAUGAGUUGAAGGGUAAAAUGCAGAAUUUAUCGAACAAUUUGUUGAGUAAGGUAGAAAAUAUGGAAAAAUCUUUAGAAGAUCUGGAGACAGCCAUGUUGAAUUUUUCGAAUCAGACUGACACCUGA